AUGUCAAAAUAUUUACUGUAUUGUGUUAUUAUUUUAGGUUAUCUUUCGAGAGUACAAUCAAAAUUGGAUUAUGAGAAAGAAACAAAAAUUUACAAUGAUAUAAGAUUAAAAUUUCCACCAGACCCUUGUGAAGAAGUCAACUUGGAUAUGCCAGACUUUACAGCCCCGGGACGGCGUGUGAGUGAAGUCAAAUGUCUGGAGUAUACGUGGCAAAUGAGAAAUAAUCAAAUAAAGUCGUUAAGGGUGGAUCUAUGUGAAUUGUCAAAAGUUCCAUGGGACGGGCUGAUAGGGGGAGGCAACGCUUUUGUAGGAGAAUAUCCUCACAUGGGAGCUCUCGGUUGGAAGGCAAAGGUUGGUGGUUGGACUUUUAAAUGUGGGGGAACACUUAUAAGCGAGAAAUUCGUAGUGACAGCGGCUCACUGCUCCCAAGUUCGUAAGAUCGAUCAGACUGUUGCUGACGUCCACCCUAAGAUUGUGAGACUUGGCAGUAGAAAUAUUUUAGACAACAAUCCUGAUGGAGAACAGGCGUAUGAUGUCGGGAUUCUCAAAUUUAUACCCCACAACCGCUACAAGGCACCACGACAAUAUUAUGACAUUGCACUCGUGGAACUAGAAAAAGAAGUGCCUUUCCAAUUUCGCGUGCAUCCCGCUUGUCUUUGGACUAAAUUUGAAAAUCCUGAAAGGGGGAUAGUGACUGGAUGGGGUGUGGUGGAUAGUAACACUCGUGAAGUCUCUCCUGUAUUACAAAAGGCACCAAUUACAUUAAGAGACUACGACGAAUGUGAGGCAAAGUUGGAGGUUAAACGAAAUAGAAACUGGCAAGGUUUCCUUCGGCAUCAGCUCUGCGCAGGAGAGAAGGCGGGAGGCAUAGACACUUGUCAGGGUGAUUCAGGGGGACCUCUCCAAAAACUGAUACCUUUAAACCGGGAACCUGGGUGGCGAUACUACUAUCUCUAUCACGUCAUCGGCGUGACUUCCUUCGGGUUUGGGUGCGCUCAACCUGACACGCCCAGCGUGUACACACGCAUCGCCAGUUUUCUCGGCUGGAUAGAAAACAUCGUGUGGCCGAAUAAUUCCACGAUGGAAGAUAAUCGAUUUUUUUUA
Molecule: messenger RNA, 1104 nt
Organism: Brenthis ino (lesser marbled fritillary)
Lineage: Eukaryota; Metazoa; Arthropoda; Insecta; Lepidoptera; Nymphalidae
Source: the annotation of a GenBank genome assembly